AUGUCUCCUUAUCGCACACUCCUCUUCCUCUUCACACUCUCCCUUCUCUUCUCCUUCCUUUCCGCCCACAGCGGCCACGACGACGACGCUGACACCGACACAGACUCCGCCGCCGACUCCGUCAACCUCCGCGCGAGGUCCUUGAUCCUGGCGAAGGUGGCGUGCCUGAUUGUGAUCUUCUUCGCGACGUUUGUGUCGGGCGUGUCCCCGUACGUGCUGAAAUGGAACGAGGGAUUCUUGGUUUUGGGGACCCAGUUUGCCGGAGGAGUGUUUCUGGGAACUGCCAUGAUGCAUUUUCUCAGUGACGCUAAUGAGACUUUCGGGGAUUUGACUUCCAAAGAGUAUCCUUUCGCGUUCAUGCUGGCGUGUGCCGGGUAUUUGAUGACCAUGCUUGCGGAUUCCGUUAUUUCAUCGGUUUUAGCGAAGGUGGGGCGUGAUGGGGAUGCAAAGGAUCUCGAAGUUCAAGGGGCUGAAACGAGCAAAGUAAGUGACAAUGGUGUUACUUCUCAGUCACAAAACCGGAACCAUUCUGAUUCUACCACUGAUCACAACUUGGCAAGCCCUGCACUUGGCUCUGCCCGUUCACUUGGAGACACCAUCUUGUUGAUUGUUGCCCUUUGUGUACAUUCCGUGUUUGAGGGCUUAGCAAUUGGAGUUGCUGAGACAAAAGCAGAUGCAUGGAAGGCCUUAUGGACAAUCUGUCUGCACAAGAUAUUUGCAGCCAUAGCCAUGGGAAUUGCACUUCUUAGAAUGAUUCCCAACCGUCCCCUUAUGUCAUGUGCAGCCUAUGCUUUUGCUUUUGCCAUCUCCAGUCCAAUUGGUGUGGCCAUUGGAAUCAUUUUGGAUGCCACAACACAAGGUCGUGUGGCAGAUUGGAUCUUUGCCAUAUCAAUGGGUCUGGCAUGUGGAGUGUUUAUCUAUGUAUCAGUAAACCAUUUGUUGGUAAAGGGCUACAUGCCCCACAAACCAACAACGGUUGACUCAGCCUAUUUCAAGUUUUUUGCAGUGCUGUUGGGCGUGGGAGUGAUAUCAGUUGUGAUGAUUUGGGACACCUAA
Molecule: messenger RNA, 1056 nt
Organism: Sphenostylis stenocarpa
Lineage: Eukaryota; Viridiplantae; Streptophyta; Magnoliopsida; Fabales; Fabaceae
Source: the annotation of a GenBank genome assembly